ACUUCAUCUCCUUCCACAGGUGAAAAUCACAGGCUGAUAAUACCACCCGUUCAAUAUUUCUAAGUUACUCAGUGCUUUCACUUUCAUUCUGGUAGAUUGAGAAUAGCUUUUCUACAGUAAGAAAAAGCAGCAGUUCAAUGCCAAGACAAACAGGAUUGUACAUAUAGCCUGAUGGAGAACUGGCUUACAUCCAGCACUGAACAAGAGCACCUUAGAGGUUGCCCUUCCUGGAGCUCUCAUCCGUUCUCCCUGCCCUUUCCCAGCACAGCAUCAGGAGCUGUGGAGACUUCCUGACCCGGGUUCACUGAACUGCGCCUCUGAACGCACACCAGGUUCACACUGCCAGCAAGGCGAGGGAAAAACAAGCAAGUGGCUGCUACGGAGGGAUGACCUCUAAGGAUGCUUCAGGUGAAGCUCAUAGUAACUGGAGAUGACUUUGGCUAUUGUCCUCGGAGAAACCAAGGCAUCGUGGACUGUUUCCUGGCUGGUGCAGUAUCCAAUGUGUCCCUUCUAGUCAACGGAAGUGCUGCAGCAGAUGCAGCCAAGCUGGCAAGGAGAUACAACAUCCCAAUAGGCCUGCAUGCCAACCUCUCCGAGGGCUCUCCUGUAUGUGAGGUGCUCAAGACUAAUUCUUCUCUGCUCAGCCAAGAUGGAUUCUUCCAUGGGAAAAUGGGAUUCAGAACAGCUCUAUCAAAAGGUCUCCUGAAUAUGUCAGAGGUGAAGCAGGAGCUAAAGGCCCAGGUGGAGCUGUUCCACGAGCUGACAGGUCACCUACCUCCUCACAUGGAUGGACACCAGCACGUGCACGUCCUCCCAGAGGUCAGGCACAUAUUUGCAGAGGUGUUAGAGGAAUAUGGGAUUAAAUACACACGAGUCCCUAUAGAGCCAGGCCUUCAUAACUGUGACUGGAUCCCUCCAUCCCUGAUGGACUUUUAUCUGGGAGUAGAAGAAGAUUCUUUUAAUACAGUGGAUGUGUUUACAAGACAUGGAAUAAGGUGGCCAGACAUUUACAUAGGUUUGAGUACCAUGGGCAAGAACAUGUCUGUCAGUAACAUCUGGAGCGCCAUCGACGCUGCCAUCGCGGAUUUCACAGCCAAGGCGCCCUCACCCGCACACCCGCCACCGGAGAGCAGGACAGUUACCAUUGAGCUGAUGGUGCAUCCAGGGUACCCGAGCGUCCCGCCCGUCGGUGGCUGUGGGGAAGGACCAGACGAUUUCUCACAGUCCUGGGAGCGCCUCCACGAACUACAGACAUUAAUGAAGCCAGAGCUGCAGAGCCACUACAAAACCAGGAACAUUCAGCUUUGUUCAUUCAAAGAUCUUUAAGUAUACACACAUACGUUUAUUUGUACUCUGAAGAUACGCAGUUGCUCACGUCCAGAGAAGCCAGACCACAAGUACCAGUGUAAAUAGCUGCUGGUACAGCUGACAGGAGCUGGGAACGGCAUUCUCUGCUCAGAGCAGCCAGAUCAGGGGUUUAGCCCAGUGGUCUGUGCAGCCCUGUUGCACAUGCAGCCUCUGCCAGAGUCAUUACAGCUCUUCCGAUUUACAUUGGCUCUUGGCAUUAAGCCACCAGAGGAAAGUAACAGCCACAGCCCUUCCAGAGAGGCUUUUCUUGCCCCCUUAUAUUUUUUUUUAUGACAUUGCAAGAACAGCAACUGUUGACCCAUCUGCUGUUUCAGUAACUGCUGCAUGCGAGCGCUCACCACCAACUGUUCCUGCGCUGCCUCCCACGGGCCCCGCGCGGACGGCUGCGCACCAACUGCGAGCAAGUCUUCCAGCGGAGAAGGUCCUUGAUUUGUCCAUUGUCCUUUCGGUCAUCAAAGCAUCUGAACUUCAACAAGCCCUGGUAACACUGAUACCUUUAACUGUGUUCUUAACUGUAGCCCUGUCACUCACGGAUAAUGUUUACAUGGGAAAGAAGUAAUUUAGAUUGUUUAUACUAAUUUUCUGUGCAAAAGUGAUCUAUUUAACAAUACUUUUUCGUUAACCUUUAAUAUUAAAAAUGUCAAUAAGAUCAUAAUUCUUUAAAUGAAAAAUAAACUCAGGCCUUUUCUACUGUAAUGCUCCAGGAGGCUUUUGAAUUUAGUUAUGGCAGAACAAACUAAACCCACUGUGACCGCCUGCGGGCCAGCUCUUUCUGUCACUUAGUGGGAAUUGUCUGAGCUUCCCUAUAAAACAUCUGAGGAAGUUUUUGUUCUGUACAAAUAUGAAAAACAUCAUCGAGGAUGCUUUAGGAAAUAUUUUUCUAGGUUCUUUGCUGAAGUGUCACAGAGUGAAUUUGAUGGGUGCCAAGUUUGUUAAAAUAAAAAUGACCCACCGUACUGUGCAAUUGCUACAUCUCAGCGAGCUGGGGAAGAGCAGAGUGAAAACCAGCUGCAGCUCCAGAGCCGUCAGAGCCGGGAGUGCCAUCUAGUGACUGGGGAUCCUGGAGUCACAGCGCUGGUUAUCUGAGAGCAGAUCUCAGCCUUUCAGUACAGCAUUCGAUCUCCGUCCUCUUUCAGCGGGCUGCCCACAAACACGAGCCAUCGCUUCAGUUACCUCUCAUAGCUGAGAAACUGAACUCUGGAGAACACGCAAAGGGCUGACAGCAGUAUCUGUGGGACCCUUGCAGAUGGGACUGGGACGGCUGGUGCAGCUGAGUUGUGCACCCGUGGGAGCUCCUGGAUUACACGGCCCUUCCCCUUCCCUUCCAACAGCCCCCGCUCGCACUGAGGCAGAGAAACGCCGUCCACAGCCCGAGAGGCUUACAACCAGGAACUACACCGUGUGGUAGCAACGAGCGAUGCAAACUAGCACUACAGUUUUGUUUUAAAUAGAAUUUGGAGAAUGGCAAGUCGCGUGCCAACAGACAUGAUCAAAAGGUACAGUGACUCGUGAUGCAGAAGUUACACACCUCAGUUUGACAGGUAAUUUGGCAUUACUUUAUUAUGAAUCCGAGUGAGCGUGAAUGAAACAAAAUCAGUACCAACUUUCUGCAAAUGAAGACACAAAGAUGUGAAAAUUUGGUAAUUGACAGUGCUCUCACAAGCCUGAAAACACUUAGGAAAUGCAAGUUUCCGUAAAUAAGGUGAAUGUGGUUUAACGUUAUUUACCUGCCAAAGAAUCUGUCUAAGAACACUUAAACAUAAAAUUUCUUAGCUCCCUAACUUAUAAAAAAUUUACUUUCAACAGAGGUGAGGUACUGGGCUGUCAUUGUGUACACUAAGUCGGAGAUGAAAGCCGGAUGAGAGGGAUGAAAGAAGAAAUAGCAAAUAUACAAGACAUUAGAACCAAAAGAGACCUACCGCUUGACACACUAGCUCUGAAAGGUUGCAAAGGCAGAGGCUGCAUUAGAAUCGAACUCAGGAGUACAGACAACCAGCUGGGUGUGAGGGAUUGUGUAACUCCCCACACAUCAAAACGAUAUGUGCUCCCAGACACCUACGGAUUUCUGGAGAUAAAUCCAUUUACUCAGUGACAUACCCAGGCCUGACGGGCGGGAAGAGUCGGCAGUUUGACUGUGUGGCAGUUUAAGUGCGGAGCUACGGUCACGCUUUAGACUGGGGAAAAAGACAGG
Columba livia (rock pigeon) is the source of this 3559-nucleotide messenger RNA. It is a transcript of the gene YDJC, whose product is annotated as YdjC chitooligosaccharide deacetylase homolog. Lineage: Eukaryota; Metazoa; Chordata; Aves; Columbiformes; Columbidae. The transcript has 7 exons. Bases 400 to 1326 code for a protein of 308 amino acids. The record is from RefSeq and is a predicted model, not a curated record. Gene Ontology annotation, molecular function: deacetylase activity. Gene Ontology annotation, biological process: carbohydrate metabolic process.